Exophiala viscosa is the source of this 1536-nucleotide messenger RNA. RefSeq lists its product as uncharacterized. Lineage: Eukaryota; Fungi; Ascomycota; Eurotiomycetes; Chaetothyriales; Herpotrichiellaceae. The transcript is spliced from 3 exons. The record is from RefSeq and is a predicted model, not a curated record. The coding region runs from base 146 to 1156 and encodes 336 amino acids.
ACACAACACUUCCAUCUCCAUUCAACAACAACAACUCCUCCACCACAUCUUCCUGCUUCUCUAACACCUUCUGCUAUCAAUCGUCAACGAUCCGUUGACUGCAAAACAGUUCCCACAUAACCACCAAACACGUUCUAGCGUCGACAUGGCUCCAGCUGACAGUGCUUCGCCAGCCACGGCCAAGCCUAUCAUGAGUAACGACGCGUUCCUAGCAUCCUGCAUCAAAUAUGCCAAAGACAAACUGGCCGUCGAUUUCGAGAAAGUCGCUGAGGACACUGGCAUGAGCAAAGGCGGUGCUGCCAACAAAUUCCGUGCGAUGAUGCAGAAAUUCGAAGCCGACGGCGCUGCAUGGGUACAGAAAGAUGCUACUGGUGACCCUGUCACUCCGAAGAAGGCUACCACUCCGCGCAAGCGUAAGACACCAGUCAAAAACGGAGCUGCCGAAGACGAUACCACUGCUGCCGGUGAUGAUGCCACUAAGCAUGAUGAUGACGACGUCGCUGCUGAGGAGCCGCCACCGAAGAAGAAGCGUGCCCCACGCAAGCCAAAGGCUAAGCCUGCUGCGGAAGAUGACGAUGCUGAAGCAGCAGAGAAGGACACUGCCAAAGACACCCAGACUCCUGCCGGUGAUGACGCUGCCAAUGGUGACGAUGCCGAGGCUGCUACUGGGGAAGAAUCACCAAAGAAGAAACGUGCGCCACGCAAGCCCAAGGCUAAGCCUGCUGCGAACGGUGAUGACGCUGAAGCCGGAGAGAAGGACACUGUCGAGGACGGUGCCACUGAGGAAACCCCAAAGAAGAAACGCGCCCCACGCAAGCCAAAGGCUAAGCCUGCUCCAGCUGGUGACCAGGACGAAGGAGAUGACAAGGCCAAGGUUGCUGCCGCUGACAAGAAACCUACUAAGGGCAAGGCUGGCAAGGCUAAAGCUACUACCAAUGGUGCUGCAGUCGAUGAAGGUGGCAAGAAGGCAACUGCGGAAGGCAAGGAUGGCUCUGAAGAAGAGGAAGAGAAGUCCGAUGCAGCGGCUGAUGGUGAGAAAGAAGGUUCUCAGAAGGAGGCCGAUGUCGAAGAAGCUGCCGCUGGUGAUACUGAUAUCGUGGAAACAGAGGCCGGCGAUGCCGAUGCUGAUGCUGGCGAAGAGGACAAGGAAGACUGACUCGGCAGGCACAGCUGCUGUCUUGCGCCCUUCCACUGUCUCUUGGUGUUCUUUCAGUAUCGGUGAUCAGGACUCAUGAUUGGACACGGCUACGAGUUGGAUCUUGUCGAUGGUGGACAGUCGAUCUCGUUCGGGUGAAGAGUUUUCACAGGGCUUUUCUUUUCAACAGAGGCUGCGAUGGCGAACAGUGACACAACAGCGCCCCAACAAUAGCAAGCACAAUUCUCCCUUGCAGCGAUCUUGCAAAUGCAAAUUGAACUUGUUUCUCCUCACAUUCGUCUUCAGUUUUAGAGUUGUUCCUGCCUAUUACCGCCGAAGUGACGCUGACAAAGUGAGUUCAAGAUCAAGACUUCUCACCUCAGAAACUCGUCCGAUGCCUU